This is a messenger RNA of Fusarium keratoplasticum, 4275 nucleotides long. RefSeq lists its product as uncharacterized. NCBI's taxonomy places the organism in Eukaryota, Fungi, Ascomycota, Sordariomycetes, Hypocreales, Nectriaceae. The transcript is spliced from 7 exons. Bases 1 to 4275 code for a protein of 1424 amino acids. The record is from RefSeq and is a predicted model, not a curated record. Gene Ontology annotation, molecular function: ADP binding; protein binding.
AUGUCCCCCAGGAAGAAGGGCCCCGUUUUUCGCGUUACCGGUCUCCCAGCCUUGCAGCCUGACGAUGAGCUGAACACCGCGCUGAAGACUGUCAUCGGCGACAACCUAUCGGAUGAAGAAAAAUCACAGCUAAAUAUCACUACGGCUAUCGUGCCGUCUUGCCACAACAAUGAGCAGGAAAGGAUUGCGCUAGUAGAGUUUCGGGGCGGAGUUCCCGAUUUCUUGUCCGAGCUAGUGGAGAACCCGCUGGGAGACUGGCAGGUUGAGAUGGACGAUGUGGACAUCAGCUUUGACCAACACUUUUUCGGAUUCACACAGCUGUACACACCAAAGUCAGACGCGCCGGUUACCGCAGACAUAAUCGCAAUCACCGGCCUCGACGGACACGCUUAUGGCUCAUGGAGGGGUAAGGGAAACCUUGGGCGGAUGUGGCUGCGCGACUUCCUGUCCAAGGACCUGCCAUGCUGCCGCACGAUGAUCUAUGGUUACAACUCGAAGCUGUCAAGCCAUGGGAUCGACACGAUUAUGGACUAUGGCCGGGAGCUGAUAGAGGAGCUCAAGAAGGUCCGGAACACGGAGGAGCUAAGACAACGGCCGCUCUUCUUCAUCGCGCACAGCUUUGGUGGUAUUAUCCUUGCCCACUGCCUCGUCAAGGCGGUCCAGACAAACGAAGACGAUCAUCCAACGAUAGCAACCCUCCACAGGGCUACAUACGGGAUGAUUCUGUUUGGUAUUCCACACAAAGGGCUAGUGGUAGAUGAUAUUCAGAAGAUGCUGGCUGGGCAAGACAACCAUCCGCGGAGUACGCUGCUUCAGCAGAUCAGAGAAAAAUCUGACUUGCUAGCGUUUCAGCUGGCUGAUUUCAAGAAUCUCAUCCGAGACCGGAAGAUUGUAAGCUUUUACGAGACGGGGCAGACUAGGCAGCUUGAGUUUGACAGCGAAAGCAAACGCUGGAGAAGGACUGGCGACUUCGUCACGACGGUGCACACCAACUCGGCUCUUCUCGAGCUCCCGGACUCUAUGGAGGAAAAGAUCCCUCUAGAUUCCGAUCACUCGAUGAUUGUAAAAUUUGAUAAUAAGAAUAAUCGAGGCUACACCAGUGCGCGGGAUAAGCUUAGACAGUUUGAGCAGGACGCUCCUACCGUGGUUGCGGCUCGUUUUUUGCCAGCACAAAACAGACCCAAGCCGUCUAUGAUGGUCCCGUUCCAGAGGGAUAACGCGUUCGUGGGCCGAAAGGACAUCAUUGCAAAGAUACUUGAGCAUGAACAAGCAGCCUCUGACGACCACACCCGGGUAGCCCUUGUCGGUCUAGGAGGCGUGGGGAAGUCCCAGAUUGCUAUCGAGCAUGCAUACAGAGUCAGGGAGUCUGCACCACAAACUUGGGUGUUUUGGGUACAUGCGGCAAAUGCUGCCCGAUUCGAGCAAGCCUACAGGGACAUUGCUAACAAGGCCGAAAUCCCCGGACGCGAGGACCCAAAGGCUGAUAUCCUCCAACUUGUAAAUAACUGGCUUCGCGAUGAGAGAAACGGCCGAUGGCUCAUGGUACUCGACAAUGCUGACGACGGCGAAGAUUUCUUCAGCCACACGAGGCCGCUUGAAAGCUUCCUCGCCCAAACAUCGAAUGGAAGAAUCCUCAUUACCUCAAGGAACAGAAUUGCGGCAAUGAAUCUCGUCGGGCCGCACGGUAGCAUCGUCCAGGUGGAGCCGAUGGAUGAAGAGGACGCGCUAGCGCUGCUCAACACUAGAGUGCCAUUUAGCGAGUCCAGUAAAGCUGAUGCAAAGACGCUUGUCCAGGCUCUAGAACGCAUACCUCUUGCAAUUACCCACGCUGCGGCGUACAUCAAGACAAGAGCACCCAUGACAACUAUAUCGGGCUACCUCGGGCUGUUCCAGGAGAGCGAGGCAAAUCAGGUGCGUCUCCUAGGAAAGGAGGGAUUAAAAGACCUUCGGCGAGACAACAGCAUACGACAUGCAGUUAUCGCGACCUGGCAGAUCUCGUUCACCCAGAUCCAGAAGACGGAGCAGUCAGCUGUAGAUUUGCUUGCGUUGAUGAGCAUGUUCGAUAGACAGGGGAUUCCGAUAUCCUUGCUGCGAAACGGCACCAGCCAACUAGACUUUGACGAUGCUCUGGCGCCGUUGCAAAGCUUCUCCCUUGUGCGGGUAGAGAUCGGAAAGCAGUCGUUUGAAAUGCACCGUCUAGUUCAGCUAUCAAUGAGAAAGUGGCUUGAGGCGGACAAGCAACUAAAUAAAUGGACAAAGGAGUCGAUAAGGGUUCUAACUGCGGCAUUUCCCAGCGGAGACUAUACGACAUGGGCAGACUGCCAAGCACUCUUCCCCCACGCAAGAGAAACUAUUGGCCAUGUAACAGGAGAUGAGGAGGAUGUGUUAAAUCAGGCAAAGAUUGCCUUCAGAGCAGGCCGGUUCCUGCUCCUUAGAGGCGAGUACAACACUGCAGAGAAAGUUUUCCGAAUGUCAGUAGAGGCAAGAAGAAAGGUCCUGGGGCCAGAGCACCCAACUACGCUCACCAGCGUCAACAACCUUGGGUCGGUAUUGGAGAGGCAGGGCAAGUAUGAGGAGGCGGAGGCGAUGCAACGGCAAGCGAUGAAAGCGAGAGAGAAGGCCCUGGGGCCAGAGCACCUAGAUACGCUCAACAGCGUCAACAACCUUGGGUUGGUAUUAAAGGGCCAGGGCAAGUAUGAAGAGGCAGAGGCGAUGCAUCAGCGAGCGCUAAAAGGAUAUAAGAAGGUCCUAGGGCCAGAGCACUCAGAUACGCUCGCCAGCGUCAGCAACCUUGGGUCGGUAUUGGAGAGGCAGGGCAAGUAUGAGGAGGCGGAGGCGAUGCACCGGCGAGCGCUGAAAGGAUAUAAGAAGGUCCUGGGGCCAGAGCAUCCAUAUACGCUCACCAGCGUCAACAACCUUGGGUCGGUAUUGGAGAGGCAGGGCAAGUAUGAAGAGGCGGAGGCGAUGCAUCAGCGAGCGCUAAAAGGAAGAGAGAAGGUCCUGGGGCCAGAGCAUCCAUCUACACUCAACAGCGUCAACAACCUUGGGUCGGUAUUGGAGAGGCAGGGCAAGUAUGAGGAGGCGGAGGCGAUGCACCGGCGAGCGCUGAAAGGAUAUGAGAAGGUCCUAGGGCCAGAGCACCCAACUACGCUCACCAGCGUCAGCAACCUUGGGUGGGUAUUGGAGAGGCAGGGCAAGUAUGAGGAGGCGGAAGCGAUGAAACGGCAAGCGAUGAAAGCGAGAGAGAAGGUCCUAGGGCCAGAGCACCCAGAUACGCUCGCCAGCGUCAGCAACCUUGGGUCGGUAUUGGAGAGGCAGGGCAAGUAUGAGGAGGCGGAGGCGAUGCACCGGCGAGAUCUAGAGGGAUCAGAGAAGGUCCUGGGGCCAGAGCACCCAGAUACGCUCGCUAGCGUCAGCAACCUUGGGUGGGUGUUGGAGAGGCAGGGCAAGUAUGAAGAGGCGGAGGCGAUGCACCGGCGAGAUCUAGAGGGAUCAGAGAAGGUCCUGGGGCCAGAGCACCCAGAUACGCUCGAUAGCGUCAACAACCUUGGGUUGGUGUUGAAGGGCCAGGGCAAGUAUGAGGAGGCGGAGGCGAUGCACCGGCGAGCGCUGAAAGGAUAUGAGAAGGUCCUAGGGCCAGAGCACCCAACUACGCUCACCAGCGUCAACAACCUUAGGUCGGUAUUAGAGAGGCAGGGCAAGUAUAAGGAGGCGGAGGCGAUGCACCGGCGAGAUCUAGAGGGAUCAGAGAAGGUCCUAGGGCCAGAGCACCCAGAUACACUCGCCAGCGUCAGCAACCUUGGGUGGGUGUUGGAGAGGCAGGGUAAGUAUGAGGAGGCGGAGGCGAUGCACCGGCGAGAUCUAGAGGGAUUAGAGAAGGUCCUGGGGCCAGAGCACCUAGAUACGCUCACCAGCGUCAGCAACCUUGGGUGGGUAUUAGAGAGGCAGGGUAAGUAUGAAGAGGCGGAGGCGAUGCAUCAGCGAGCGCUGAAAGGAAGAGAGAAGGUCCUAGGGCCAGAGCAUCCAUCUACGCUCAACAGCGUCAACAACCUUGGGUGGGUAUUGGAGAGGCAGGGUAAGUAUGAAGAGGCGGAGGCGAUGCAUCAGCGAGCGCUGAAAGGAAGAGAGAAGGUCCUGGGGCCAGAGCAUCCAUCUACACUCAACAGCGUCAACAACCUUGGGUCGGUAUUGGAGAGACAGGGCAAGUAUGAGGAGGCGGAGGUGAUGCACCGGCGAGAUCUAGAGGGAUCAGAGAAGGUCCUGGGGCCAGAUUGA